AUCAUUCACUUUAAGUGAUUCUCUCAAGUACUUUCAAAAAGUCCAAGUUUUAAAAUUUGAAGUAAAAAAAUGAACUCAAUCGCUUUGUUCAUCGCUGUAUUACUGAUCGCGCUUGCUGUUGUCAUGGCACUGCCACAUGACGAAGCAGUUUUUGGGGAGAAUUUUGAUUCUGAAAAUUUGAAUCCGGAAGAUACGCAACAAAUAUUUAAGCUGAAAAAGUUUAAAAAGCUGUUUUUGGGAUAAUUCACAAAACUUUAUUUACCAUAUCAUCAGUUGACAAACAACCAUUCACUCCAUAUCUGUUGAACUGAUUUAUGAACCUUUAAUUCUUGGUUUGAUUAACAUAUUCAAUCUUUUCAUGAAUUAAGGUGACAAAUAAACUAAAAAUCAAUUUAUAAAAUUAAA
Clunio marinus is the source of this 405-nucleotide messenger RNA. NCBI's taxonomy places the organism in Eukaryota, Metazoa, Arthropoda, Insecta, Diptera, Chironomidae. The record is from the annotation of a GenBank genome assembly.